Molecule: messenger RNA, 2098 nt
Organism: Propithecus coquereli (Coquerel's sifaka)
Lineage: Eukaryota; Metazoa; Chordata; Mammalia; Primates; Indriidae
Gene: CLN3
Product: ceroid-lipofuscinosis, neuronal 3
Exons: 17
Coding region: 551-1867 (438 amino acids)
Biological process (GO): lysosomal lumen acidification; lysosome organization
Cellular component (GO): lysosome; membrane
Source: RefSeq, a predicted model, not a curated record
CCCACAGCAGACGUUGGCAGGGGAAGUACACCACGAAGAGAAUUCAGGAUGCUGCUUUACCACCUAGAGGAAGGAUAAUUGGUGAAAGGGAUCUUUUAACGUCUUGGAUACCGCCCAUAGAUAAUUCAUGAAAUUUCUUCAGCUGAGACGGCCUAAAGUAAAAACGGAGGGAGGACCCGGAAGUAGGGAGGAUCUCCGAGCACGUGAUGGGGGACACGCGGAUGCUGUCACGUGAUCCAACAACCUGCCACUCCUCGGUGCGGAACGCUCUGCGGCUCUUAAAGGUACAGGUCACAGCGCCCCCUGCUAUAGAUGGGGCGGGGGCAGAGGCCGACGGGUGGGGCGUGGGAGGGCGUGAGGUGGCUCGAGAUGGAGUCUGGGGUUCGCCUCAUGGAUCGCGGGGCGCGAGUGCAGCAGGCAGGCCGGAGCUGGGACCGGCAAUGGGGCGUUGAUCCUUCUCACCUGUCAUAGACCUUCACCUAUCCCGUCAAAGCCCACUCUGAAGAACACUCUGUGACUUUGGACCCUCGGGGGACCUGAACUUGAUGCCAUGGGAGGACGUGCAGGCUCGUGGCGGAGCCUUUCGGAUUCCGAGGGGGAGGAGACCACCUCGGAUCCCCAGCCCCCUCUGUUAGACCAUCAGGGCGCCCACUGGAAGAACGCGGUGGGCUUCUGGCUGCUAGGUCUUUGCAACAACUUCUCUUAUGUGGUGAUGCUGAGUGCUGCCCAUGACAUCCUUAGCCAUGAGAGGGUACCUGGGAACCAGAGCCACGUGGACCCAGGCCCAACGCCCAUCCCCCUCAAUAGCUCCUCUCGAUUUGACUGCAACUCUGUCUCCACGGCUGCGGUGCUCCUGGCAGACAUCCUCCCCACCUUUGGCAUAAAGUUGCUGGCUCCUCUUGGCCUUCACCUGCUGCCCUACAGCCCUCGGGUUCUCGUCAGUGGGCUUUGUGCUGCUGGGAGCUUCAUCCUGGUUGCCUUUUCUCAUUCGGUGGGGACCAGCUUGUGUGGUGUAGUCUUGGCUAGCAUCUCCUCAGGCCUGGGGGAGGUCACCUUCCUCUCACUCACUGCCUUCUAUCCCAGGGCUGUGAUCUCCUGGUGGUCCUCGGGUACUGGGGGUGCAGGGCUGCUGGGGGCACUAUCCUACCUGGGCCUCACCCAGGCUGGCCUCUCCCCCCAGCACACCCUGCUGUCCAUGCUGGGUAUUCCUGUCCUGCUGCUGGCCAGCUAUUUCUUGCUGCUCACGUCUCCGGAGCCCCAGGACCCUGGAGGGGAAGAGGAGGCAGAGACAGCGGCUCGGCAGCCCCUAAUAGGCACUGAGGCCCCAGCGUCGAAGCCAGGGUCGAGCUCAGGCCUGUCCCUUCAGGAGAGGUGGACUGUGUUCAAGAGCCUGCUGCAGUACAUCGUCCCCUUGGUCCUGGUGUACUUUGCUGAGUAUUUCAUCAACCAGGGACUUUUCGAGCUCCUGUUUUUCCGGAACACGUCCCUGAGUCACGCUCAGCAGUACCGCUGGUACCAGAUGCUGUACCAGGCUGGCGUCUUUGCCUCCCGUUCUUCUCUCCACUGCUGUCGCAUCCGCUACACCUGGGCUCUGGCCGUGCUGCAGUGCCUCAACCUGGCCAUCCUGCUGGCGGACAUGUGGUUCAGCUUCCUGCCGAGCAUCUACCUUGUUUUCCUGAUCAUUCUGUAUGAGGGGCUCUUGGGGGGCGCGGCCUAUGUGAACACCUUCCACAAUAUUGCCUUGGAGACCAGUAAUGAGCACCGGGAAUUUGCCAUGGCAGCCGCCUGUAUCUCCGACACCUUGGGGAUCUCCCUGUCGGGGCUCCUGGCCUUGCCUCUGCACGACUUCCUCUGCCGUCUCUCCUGACACUCAGGCUCCUCGGGAUGCAGGACAUGCUGACCUGUGGGCAGGUCAGACACCCAGGCCUACCCAUAGCCCAUCCGUGAGCUCUGCCCCGGCCUUACCUGCAGGCUGGGGGUGGGGCAGUGCUAAGGCCUUAUUCCAGUGAGCAGGGGCAGCCGUUGCCUCCCAUUCCCAAGCUGGUCUCGGGGAGUUUCUUCCUGGCAUCAUGCCCUCUGAAUAAAUGACUAUUUUAUC